AUCGACCAAUGAUUUAGUCUGGUUGACGUCGCCGUUCCGCAGAUAACACUUUGCGUUUGACGAUAACAAAGUUGAGAUAGCAAGCAUGGACGAAACUUCAAGAGGGUCUGAAGGCACAUUUUUGUAUUAUGGAUAUGGCAGUAAUCUAAUGAAAGAGAGAAUUCACUUGAAAAACCCGUCUGCUGUUUUUGUUGACGUCGCAGAAUUAAAGGAUCACAAGCUAUGUUUUGGAGGACAAAGCGAAUGGAUGAGUGAUAGAUGGCAUGGUGGUGUCGCUACUGUUGAAGAAAGGAAUGGGAGUUCUGUGUGGGGCAUAGUGUGGAGAUUGGAGGAAAAGGAUCUCGCAAGUCUGGAUUUUCAAGAGGGUAAAGGCGUUGUUUACAGACGAAAGGAAGUCAUUGUGACAUCACAAGAUGGUACCCGUCAUACAUGUUGGACAUACAGCAUAAUAGACUUUAAGGAGAGCACCCCUUCACCUCAAUACAUGGAUGUGAUCAGGAAAGGGGCCGAUCAAAACUCUCUCCCUGAGUAUUACCUUGAAUGGCUGAGAUCGAUUGAGGAUAACGGAUACAGCGGACAGGUGGAAAUCAUGAAUUUAAUCGAUACCGAGAGUAGUGAUGAUACCUUCCUCUACUUUGGGUACGGUAGCAACAUGUUGAAAGCUAGGAUUCAUGUGCACAAUCCUACUGCGCAGCUAGUUGGUCCAGCUAAACUUGAGGGUUAUAAGCUGUGUUUUCAUGCCUAUCCUGAUUGGAUAGGUUACUGGAAAGGUGCUCCUGCUACUAUCAAGAAAGCUCCAGGUGAUCAUCUAUGGGGUGUAGUGUGGAGACUACAUAUAUCAGACCGAGAUCACCUAGAUAGUCAAGAAAGUGAAUACAGCGUCCUGGAUGUUACCGUGACAACACCAGAAGGCAGCAGUCAUGUUUGUCGCACUUAUCAACUUGAUGACAAUGUAGAGGAGAUGGCUCCCUCACCGCAUUACAUGAAAGUUUUGAUAGAGGGCGCCAAACAAUCGCGAGUUCCUUCCUCUUAUGUUCAACGUCUUGAAGCGAUACCUCACAACGGAGAUAAGGAUCCCCCUCCUAUUAUGGCCACUCUCUUCAAAUCUACUACAUCUCAGUCGUGACCUGGGCCAGAAUAAUGAUAUUACUUAACUUUCUUUUAUGAUGCCUACACUUCCAUCUACCUUAUCAGUGUUCUUCAACAUAUUGUAAUCAAUUUUACCAAUUUUAACCUGUUUAUACAUGGUUCACCAUAGACCUACAAUUGAUAUCAAUCCAAAUUAUAGGAAUGAUUUAUUUAAUUUCUAGGAAGUUGGAUUCUAUGUAUAGAGUACUUUUCAAGAAUGUAGCACAAUUUCAUGGGUAAAUCAUAUAUGGUACUUUUUUUAUUCGUAUUGUGAACUAAUCAGUGAUGUUAUUUCUUUUUGUUUAAUAUUUGAGUAAAACAAAUAAGUACUUAGCUGUCUCAGAUUUACCUAGGGAAUCUAGUUUAUUCUUUGCUAUUCUUAUUUUUAACUUUUAUGGGCAUUCAUGCCAUACUUUUAAGAAGCAUACCGGUAUUAUGUAGGUACGGGCAGUCAAUUUCAUUUGCUGGUACUUAAGUGUAUGGUAAGGAUGUGAAUGAAUUAUGUUUUAAUGAUCUAUUAUGAAAAGUAACGCAGGUAUCCGGCAUAAAUAUGCUAGCAUUCAGUAGUGAUGUUCAGUACAUUGUAAUAUUUUAUAUGUUCCCACUCGCACAAAGAUAAGCUUCUUCAAAAUGCUUGCUGGAUGGGAGUGUGCAGAUAGAAAAUUUUUUAAUGGUAGUAGGACUUACAUGUAGUUAAUUAAUUGGCAAUCCAUUCUUUUUGAUAAAAUCAUUUGCAUGAAGAAAAAAAUCGGAAAAAAGGGAUGAUUAAAGUAAGAAAUUAUGGACAAGGUACAUGAAAAUUGGGGACUUCUGAAAAAUAAGCUCACUAAAGCUAUAAUUCUAUACUUGGCUGUUGGGUAGGUCAACAAGUGAUAGGUAUACGUCUUCCAUUUGUCAUCUUUAUUUAUUGUACUUACAUAUAAGGGUGACCUACAGAUCUUACAUGGCCUAUUCAAGUCUGCACUCUGAAUGAAUAUUGUUUUUCUGUCACUUCUGACACUGAACAAAACAAUUUUUAAAAACUUAUUUAUACAUUGAUCAUUUUACAAUCAUGUCUCAUUCUCUAUUUGAUACUUUCAAUUGAGAUAUGCAACUAUGAUGCAUACAAUAUCUUUGCAUGUGUGUGAGCUGAUGUUCAUUUGGUAAAAGGGCUAUUGAACUCUAUGAAGGAUUCCCACUCACUGCUGAAUCACCAAAUGCAAACUCUUGUAUUUUGAAAUUUGAACCCCCAAAUGGAUUAAAUCAUGUAAAUUAGAGUUUGCCAUGAAAACCUUCAGGUUUCGAAAUAGGAAUAGGCUAAUAAAAAUGAUUUGGCAGCCAGUCACUGAGAAAAGCAAGCUCAUAUAAACAGAUGAAUACAAACACAAGAACAGCCAAAUAAUGAGGAUUAUUACUCUUGUUCUUGGAUGCCAGCUUGACGCACAAGAUACUCAUACUUUGUCCACUACCUGAGGAGCAAAGUGCACAAAUUAGAUUUGAUGAAAAACCAUCAGAAUUAAUUGUAAAUCUUGUUUUUGAAAGAAAUUGAUUGUAUAAUAUAUAUACCGUAUACAGAUGAAAUUUAUUUUGUAUAUAAUGCAUAUAUAUACUGUAUGUGUAUAAUUUGUUAUGAUUUUACAUUAAUUCUGCAACUAAUACUGCCUGGAAUAAUUGAUAUGAUAAACAUGUGAUGUUUGGUUUAUGUAAUGUGAUAAUGAAUGAUUUAUUAGAAAUGCAUGUACUCUGUGUGACAAUUGUUAAGCAAACAUCCGUCCACAUCAGAUGUUGAUCAUGUGAUUAAUGCGUGGUGGUAACUUUACUGUAUUAUUUUGUGUGUUUUAUCCAAUUAUAUAUACUAAUUUUAUAUGUAUUUGAUGUUGAUGGGUAUUGCGGUAUCUUUCUUAAUGAGCAGAUUGAUAAGCAGAUGGUAAAAGGCAAUUAUUAUUCAAGUAAUCAUAGUAAUAAUAAUGAAUAUUAAUUGUACAUUUAUAUUGCGCAAUUUCUGUGCAUUACAAUAAUACUAUUAUUAUUACCCUAGCUACAGACAUGCUGCCUACAGGUGCUCUAGCAUUUGAAGAAUUACUUCCUACCAGGUACCCAUUCACCUCACCUGGGUUGAGUGCAGCACAUUGAGCACAAUGUGGGUAAAUAUCUUGCUGAAGGAAAACAUGCCAUGGCUGGGAAUCGAACCCAUGUCGCUCAGAUUGAAUGACAUGAGUCAUAACCACUAGACCACGAUGCCCCCACAAAGUUCCAUAUUUAACUAUAGGAUUUCCUGCACUCUUAAUGGGUGAAAAUGAGAUUGGUUUUGCAUAAUUUACUCAUGAAAAGUCUCGUUACAAAAUAUUUAUUUAUUUCCUGACUGAAUUAUAUACACGUAUGACAAGUAAAUCAAAAGAGUGUAAGUUCACUGAAAGCAAAGGAUUGUAUGAAGGGACUAUUGAUUUAUCAAUGAUGAUAUAUUAUUCAAUACUAAUAACAGUAUUAAUUUAUCGUAUUGAUUGAAUAAUUUUUUUCUAGAAAUAACAGUAAUAACUCUCAGUUGUUUUGGGGGUCCUUUUAUAACAUAGUUUUUAGAAUGAAUAUCAAACAAGAAGUUAAAAAAAUUAAAUAAAUGAUGCCCUUCAUUCAUUGUAUUUGUAGUUUCUGUAUUACUCUGCUUGGAGAGAAGUAUUUUUGUAAUACAUGUAGAUGGGGACACCGGCACAUGGGUUCUGUUUAUUACAUCAGUUUGGAUGUGUUUAAUAUUUGGAACAAUCAACUAAUUAUGUUCUGUAUUUCGUAAACCUAGAAAUGUUGCUCUCAUGGAGUGUCCAAUCCUCCUCAUUAUAUCAUUAAAAUUGUAUAUCAUUUUAAUGUAUGAAUAUCAUGACAGAGAAAACUUAUUACCUUGCCCUAUAUUAGGAAGUUUUUAUCUGCAUUUCCCCUCAUUGUGUAGGAAAUGCAUGUAGUAAUUGUAUAAUUUUAACAAUGGAUAAUAUAUAUUCAGGAGAUUUAUUGUUUUAUGACUUUGCAAUAAUAAGAAAAUGCAUGUGUAAUAUUUUCAACAAUAUACUUAUGAAGAUGACUUCUUGCUGUGAAAAUUACCGUCUGGGAUGUAGAUUGUGAUUUCACUGAAAUACUUAGAAAAAAACAAUUCCUGUUGCCGUACACAUUCAUAUAUGUUGAAAAGUGGUUGUUAUUGUAUAUUAAUCUCUACAUGUACUGUGCAUAUUUAGCUCAAAUACCAUUAUUUGUAGCGCCAAGAUUAUAAUGAAGUACAGUAUGAGUUGAGCUUAUUGAAUAUGGAAAUUAAAACAUGGUUAGCUUACAUGAAUUUUAUAAGGUUAGUGUUGAAAGUUGAAACGGUACAAAAAUUGAUUUGGUUUCAUGUCAAACGUGUGUGUACCUCUCUGUACUGUAGAUACUGGGAAAUAAAAUUUAUAUUACUGCAUUGAUCAAA
Lytechinus pictus (painted urchin) is the source of this 4549-nucleotide messenger RNA. RefSeq lists its product as uncharacterized. Lineage: Eukaryota; Metazoa; Echinodermata; Echinoidea; Temnopleuroida; Toxopneustidae. The record is from RefSeq and is a predicted model, not a curated record. Bases 86 to 1126 code for a protein of 346 amino acids. The transcript is spliced from 6 exons. Gene Ontology annotation, molecular function: gamma-glutamylcyclotransferase activity.